AUGGUGGAUGAUAAGGUCGAUAAGAUCGAGAGAGCGAAUGUUUUUGCUGAAAAGUAUGAGAGACUGUAUUCCUCGGUCUCGUAUGAAGAGAAUGAAAUGAGGGCACUGAUGGAGGAUAUAAAUGCUAGGAUUGGGUCCCCUGAACACGGGGAUAAAUGUGGAAAUCACGUUGUAACUACGAACGAAGUGAAGAAUGCAAUCCUGCUUCUGAAUAAAGGGAAGCAUGGGGGUGAUCAUUCUCUUUAUACGGACCAUUUUAUCAACACUUUAUCUAUCAGUAAUUCUCUGAGUAAAGUAGUUAACCCAAACCCUGAUAGUAAAACAACAAAACCUAAACCUGAAGAGAAACCUAAACCUAAACCUAAACCUAAACCUAAACCUAAACCUAAACCUAAACCUAAACCUAAACCUAAACCUGAACCUAAACCAGAACCUAAACCAGAACCUAUACCAGAACCUAAACCAGAACCUAAACCAGAACCGGAACCUAAACCUGAACCAGAACCUAAACCUGAACCAGAACCAGAACCAGAACAAACAAUUUAA
Molecule: messenger RNA, 546 nt
Organism: Lineus longissimus
Lineage: Eukaryota; Metazoa; Nemertea; Pilidiophora; Heteronemertea; Lineidae
Product: protein TonB-like
Exons: 2
Coding region: 1-546 (181 amino acids)
Source: RefSeq, a predicted model, not a curated record